UGCAAUUUUUUUGCUGUCAGCUGUCAAAUUCAUAUUCGUAUUUCAGACCGACUAAUUGUAAUUGAGCCGUAUUUUAGCCUAUAUUCUUGUGUUUUGCGAUUCUAGUGUCUUUAGCCGGUUUGUUUUGCUUGUGUUUUUUUGUUGACAGCGAGUUUUCCUGUUCUCGAACAAAAAAUCCGACCUAAAGUUAUUCAGUUAAGUAUGUCUUCAAAGCAUUUAUCAAAGGGUUCUACAGAACCACCCAGAGUGGAUGGACUUUUACGCCUUUAUUCUAUGCUUUUCUGUCCAUAUGCCCAAAGAUCCAGACUAGUAUUGAAAGCUAAAAACAUACCUCAUGAGAUAGUUAAUAUUAAUCUCAUGCAAAAGCCUGAAUGGUACUUCAAAAUCCACACUGAAGGAAAGGUUCCAGCUUUGCUUGAUGGUGACAAAAUAAUUGUUGAAAGUCUUGAUAUUUGUGAUUAUUUGGAUGAAAAAUACCCUGAAAAUCCACUGUAUCCAGCAGAGCCUGCUGCCAAAGAGAAGGAUAAACAAGUUAUUCAACAAAUUGGUUCAGCAACUUCAAUUUUUGGUAAAAUAUUAUUUUCUAAUGAAGAGAAGUCCCCUGAAGAGUGGGUUAAGGAAAUAAUUAAAGCUCUACAGCCUUUGGAAGACGAAUUGGUGGCGAGAGGCACUAAAUUCUUUGGUGGAGACAAACCAGGAAUGAUUGAUUACAUGCUGUGGCCCUGGGCAGAGAGAGCAGGAGCGAUUGCCCUUAAAUUAGGUACAAAAUUGCCCAUUACUGAUGACCACAUUCCUCAAUUGCGCAAAUGGAGAAAAGCAAUGAGAGAAGAUCCAGUAGUCGCGGAACUUUACCUUGGUCCAGAAGCUUUUUGGAAAGUAGCUCAGAUUACCCUGAAGAAAGAAGUGCCUGAUUAUGACUCUAUAUUAAGUGCCUGAGUUGCAUAAUUUAAACACAAAAUGCUUUAUUUCACAAUUGUUCAGUAUUUCACAAGCUUUGUCACGAAAAAAUAUUAUCUGCUCUGUAAUAUUAAAAAUAAUAUACUCAAUGAUAUAUUGA
Molecule: messenger RNA, 1057 nt
Organism: Anthonomus grandis grandis
Lineage: Eukaryota; Metazoa; Arthropoda; Insecta; Coleoptera; Curculionidae
Product: pyrimidodiazepine synthase-like
Exons: 5
Coding region: 202-936 (244 amino acids)
Biological process (GO): glutathione metabolic process
Cellular component (GO): cytoplasm
Molecular function (GO): glutathione dehydrogenase (ascorbate) activity; glutathione transferase activity
Source: RefSeq, a predicted model, not a curated record